UUUCUGACCGAGCACCGGGACGGGAGGGUGAUGAGGUAGACUCGGACUCUUUUUACUCGGUUAUCUACGAAAACGAAACAGUUGAGCGGCUUCGCGGGGACAUAUUUGUAUACUAAAGGAACUCGGGUCUGGCUGUAUUCAGAGAGAGAGGGGAGACAUUUCGUCGUGUUUUAAAAGACUGUGGAUACUGGAGGAAAGUUUAAAGCCCUGCGCUGCCCAGGGGGAAAGGUGAGACGGGUGCGACUCUGACUUUCUCUGGCUGACCUGUUUGUUAACGACAGUAUAAGGUGGCUUUCAUUAAAAAACAAACACUUAUAUGAUUUUAUCUACUCGUACACUUGUGUUGUUUCGCUGUCCAGCAACUCCAUUUAGCAGCAUGUCUGACAAGUGUCGCGCUGUGUAACCAGUUCAUCCAGCUCGGCGGAGUUUCGACUGCUGCUGCUUGACUUCCAGAUUGACUUCCAGGUAAACGGCUGGCGAGGUCUGCCACUCUUCCAAAGCACCCCAGAAAAAAAUAAAUAAAAAAAGCCGUUUAACAAUAAUGGCUGGUUUGAGCAAUGUCCACAUGAAGACCUUGGAGGACCUGACGCUGGACUCUGGCUACGGGGCGGGGGACUCCUGUAAAUCCCUCAGCCUGUCCUCCUCCAAGUCAAACUCCCAGGCUUUCAUGACGGCCCCUCACCGGGGCAACUGGUGGUACUACUCCGGCUCCAUGAACAGCAGGAACAACAGCUGGGACACGGUCAACACUGUCCUCCCCGAAGACCCGGAGGACAUCUUCUCCAAGUGCCCCCGCUUACCUGAGCUGGAAGAGUUCCCCUGGACCGAAGAGGAGGUGGCCAAGGUUCUGCGCAAAGUGGCCGAGAGUGGGUGCGCUAAAGGGGGACCUGCACCUGUGUUCUCUCCGGAGGCCGUGAGGCGGCUGUCCGGUCUCCUCCGCAGGGCUCUGAUCCGGAUCUCCAGAGAGGCGCAGCGGCUCAGCGUCAUGCACUGCCGCUGCACACGCUUCGAGGUCCAGAGCGCCAUGAGGCUGGUGCUCAGCUGGGCCCUGGCCGACCACUGCGUCUCUGCCACGGUCAAGGCCAUCUCCAUGUAUAGUAUGAGUGCCGGGGAGCUGCUGAGGAAGGGCAAGUCCGCCCGCUGCGGCCUCUCCUUCUCCGUGGGACGCUUCUUCCGCUGGAUGGUGGAUACCCGCAUCUCCGUGCGCAUCCACGAGUAUGCAGCUAUAUGCCUGACCGCAUGCAUGGAAGCUCUGGUGGAGGAGAUAGGAGCCAGGGUGCUGAUGGCCGAGAGGGGUCAUUCGGGGCCGGAUCUGGGGUCAGCAUGCGCCCCAGUGAGUGCAGAGGCCCUGGAAGGGGUCGUGAACAAUGAUGCGGAGCUGUGGGGAGUCCUGCAGCACUAUGAGCACCUGAUCUGCGGGAAGAACGCCAAUGGUGUUUUGUCUCUCCCGGCCCAUUUCAGCCCCUACACAGAGAACCAGCAGACAUCUGUGGACAGCAGGGAGGAUGCCUAUGCCCAGCUGGAGCUGAGGACGCUGGAACAGUCCCUGCUGGCCACCUGUGUGGGCAGCAUCUCUGAACUCAGUGACUUGGUGUCCCGUGCAAUGCACCACAUGCAGCGCCUCAGUUCAGUGCGCCCAGGACUGAGCCCAGCCCGUCACGCCCGUCCCCAGCAGCCCGUGUCCUGGUCGCCGGACGCCCUCCACACCCUUUACUACUUCCUGCGCUGCCCACAAAUGGAGUCCAUGGAGAAUCCCAAUUUAGAUCCCCCACGCAUGGCACUUAGCAAGGAGAGGCCAUUCCUGUUGCUGCCACCUCUGAUGGAGUGGAUGAGAGUGGCCAUAGUUCAUGCUGAGCAUCGCAAGAGUCUACUGGUGGACAGUGACGAUGUCAGACAGACCGCCAGGCUACUCCUUCCAGGACUGGACUGUGAACCAAGACAGCUGAAGCCUGAAUGUUGCUUUAGCUCCUUCAAGCGUCUGGACUCCAAAGCUGCCACAGACAAGUUCCAUUUAGAUUUAGGUUUUCGUAUGCUCAACUGCGGACGCACAGAUCUCAUUGGCCAAGCCAUCGAUCUGCUGGGACCAGAUGGGGUCAACAGCAUGGACGACCAGGGGAUGACACCUCUGAUGUAUGCCUGCGCAGCUGGAGAUGAGGCCUUAGUCCAGAUGUUGAUCGAUGCCGGGGCCAACCUUGACGUAGCGGUUCCACCAUGCUCCCCAAAACACCCCUCUGUGCAUCCUGACAGUCGCCACUGGGCAGCCCUGACCUUCGCUGUGCUGCAUGGACACAUCUCCGUAGUGCAGCUCCUGUUGGAUGCCGGGGCCAAUGUGGAGGGGGCCGCGGUCCGCAAUGGACAGGAGAGUACAGCAGACACCCCAUUGCAGCUGGCUUCAGCAGCAGGCAACUAUGAGAUGGUGAGCUUGCUCCUGGCACGUGGCGCAGACCCCUUAUCAAAGACCCAUGAUGGAAACGCCCUGACGUCAUCCCUCUAUGAAGACAUGAACUGCUUCAGUCAUGCUGCUGCACAUGGACACAGGAACGUGCUGAGAAAGCUACUGACUCAGCCCCAGCAAGUCAAAGAGGAUGUCCUGUCUCUGGAGGAGAUCUUAGCUGAGGGGGUGGAGGGUGAGGAGGCCGGGAUCUGCCCUUUCCUCCCUCUCUCCCCGCUCCCCACUCCUUCCUCUGGCCCUGGGGCCCUGCCAGAGGUGGGCAUAGCAAGGCUCUGCAAGGCCAGGAUGAAGGCUCUGCAAGAGGCCAGCUACUACAGCGCUGAGCAUGGCUACCUGGAUGUCACCAUGGAGCUACGAGCUAUGGGUGUACCAUGGAAACUACACGUGUGGCUAGAAUCUCUGCGUUGUGCCCAGCAGCAGUCCAGGGCAGGGGUCACCCUUUCACUCCUCAGAGAGUUCACCACAAUCAGAGAGGAGGACUACUGCGAGGAGCUGGUCACCAUAGGCCUGCCCCUUAUGUUCAAUGUCUUACGCACUACCAAGAAUGAUGCCAUUAUACAGCAGUUGGCGGCUAUUUUUAGUCACUGUUUUGGCCCCGCACCUCUGCCAGCCGUCCCUGAGAUGAAGGCAACUCUUUCAGCACAGUUGGACCCUCAUUUCCUGAAUAACAAGGAGAUGUCAGAUGUGAUAUUUGUGGUGGAGGGGAAACCAUUCUACGGCCACAGAGUCUUGCUAAUCACAGCUUCUGACAGAUUCAAGUCUUUGCUGGCAUCCUCUGGACCAGAUGGAAGUCCCAACAAGGAGAUUGAGAUCAGUGACGUCAAGUACAACAUCUUCCAGAUAAUGAUGUCAUACCUGUACUGUGGAGGAACAGAGUCGCUGAAAACUAAUGUUCCUGACUUGCUGGAGUUGUUGUCCGCUGCUAGUCUGUUCCAGCUGGGGGUGCUACAAAGACACUGUGAACUCAUCUGCUCUCAGAACAUAAGCCUGGAUAAUGCAGUCAGCAUCUACAAGACAGCCAAGGCCCAUGGUUCAGUGGAACUGAGCUCAUUCUGUGAAGGUUACUUCUUGCAGCAUAUGCCUGCUCUACUGGAGAGAGAGGGCUUCAAGAACCUGCUGUUGGGACCUCCCGGGGCCCGACAAGGGAACAUCUCCACUUCUGCGCUGGUUCACAGCCGGGUAGACUCACCUCUGGAGGAGCUGGAGGCCACCCUGGCUCAACGACUACGCUCUCUCCACGUCACCUCCCGAGUCUGAGGACAACAGGACAGGACAGAAAUAAGCAGAAGAAUGUGGCAGUUGGAGUGGAAGUUUCAUCUUAUCACUGAUACAGGAUCAGCUGUCUAGAAGCUGUCAAAAUAGAUUACAGAUGUCUUCUUAUCUGAUCAUAUCUCUGGUAACAAGCAACUUCCACAGUGCUUUGACACUGGGACACAGAUCAGUGAGUUAUUUGGCAGCCGUUAAGACUUUGUUCUGUGGACAACUCAGUGUUUCAUAUUUAGUGCCAAGCACUCCAUCUUGACAUUUAUUGCAGUGUACAGCAUGUUUAUGAGGAAGAAAAUUGGACAAUGUGAUGCUUUUUCUCCAAGGCUCGGGAAGCUUAAAUGGAGAAGCAACAGAUGGAUGCAACAGGUUGGAACUCUGAAUUAUGAAACACUGCUGCCCUCUAAUGGACAAAACUGGCAAAGUAAAUAAGUGCCACAGAGGAUUGGGAUCAAUGGCACCUUCCUGGUUCUGACUGAAGCUAUGUAAAGGGACUAUAGACUGAAGCAUAUAUUGAAGAAUCAAGUGAGGUGGCCAUGCUGGAUUUGUGGCUUUAUCCCAUUUAACCUAAUAAUGCAGAGUGGGAGGAAGUAGACUCAGUGCCUCCAGCAUCGAUGUAAACUUUGGAUUAACAAAUGUACUUUUUAUGUAACUGUAUGUUUUUAUUUUCUAUUUUUAAAAUGGCCGCAGAAUCAAAACACUUACUGAAGAAUGGGAUGGACAUUUUCUAUUUAAUGAGAAAAAAAGAUGUGCAAGUAUUUAUCGGGGUGUUCCCUUUUUAUUGUUUUUUUUUUUAAUCCAAGCUAAUUAUUAAUAUAAUUGUUGAAAAGUUGCUUUUGUGUAGCUGUUGUUUUUUUCCAGGUACACUCUAACAGUUAAUUAAGCUUAUGUAUGCUGAGGUUUAAUGCUUCUACACAGGUACAGCAGCAGAAUCCAACAUGGGAUUUGGAAUACAUAGUCUGUUUUAAUGCUGAAUAUUGUAAUAAACCUGGCAAACGAGCCUUGUCAUUUG
Messenger RNA from Morone saxatilis (striped sea-bass), 4727 nucleotides. RefSeq names its product ankyrin repeat and BTB (POZ) domain containing 2b (gene abtb2b). Bases 542 to 3709 code for a protein of 1055 amino acids. NCBI's taxonomy places the organism in Eukaryota, Metazoa, Chordata, Actinopteri, Moronidae. The transcript has 17 exons. The record is from RefSeq and is a predicted model, not a curated record. Gene Ontology annotation, molecular function: protein heterodimerization activity.